Plectropomus leopardus (leopard coralgrouper) is the source of this 2053-nucleotide messenger RNA. RefSeq names its product acetyl-coenzyme A synthetase 2-like, mitochondrial. NCBI's taxonomy places the organism in Eukaryota, Metazoa, Chordata, Actinopteri, Perciformes, Serranidae. The record is from RefSeq and is a predicted model, not a curated record. Gene Ontology annotation, cellular component: mitochondrion. Gene Ontology annotation, molecular function: acetyl-CoA synthetase activity; AMP binding.
AUGUGGCUGCCUUUUCGAUGCACUUCCAAGUACGUCCUCGCGUGCUUCGGUCGUCGGGUUUUCAGAUCUUAUUUCCACGUUUUGGGUCGAUGGAGAAGCAACAUAACGGCGUUUAUGCCGGAGGCUGCGGGGUUUGAAGGCGUGAAAGACCGCGCAGCGCUGCAGGAGUUCUCCGUCUCCAACAGUGAGCGCUUCUGGGCCGCUGCGGCGCGUCACAGACUGAGCUGGAUGAGUCCUUUUCACACCGUCCAGGACUGCGAUCUGAGCCGGGGGGAAAUCAAGUGGUUUGAGGGAGGACUGCUCAAUGUGUCCGUGAACUGCCUGGACCGCCAUGUGCACACCUGUCCUGAGAGGGUUGCCCUGAUCUGGGAGAAAGAUGAACCGGGGUCAGAGGUCAAGAUCACCUACAGACAGUUACUGGAGAUGACGUGUCGCCUGGGCAACCUGUUAAGGCGGCAUGGUGUGAGGAGAGGGGAUUGUGUGACCAUCUACAUGCCUCCCUGCCCUCUGGCCGUGGCGUCCAUGUUGGCCUGUGCCCGUAUCGGUGCAGCACACAACGUGGUGUUUGCAGGGUUCAGUGCCGAAGCCCUCGCAGAGCGAAUCAGAGAUGCCCAGUCCAGCAUCGUCAUCACGGUGAACCAGGGCGUCAGGGGCAGUAAGGUCACCGAACUGAAGAAGACAGUGGACACGGCCGUUCAGAGCUGCCCGACAGUACAGCAGGUGUUUGUUGCCAUGAGAACAGAGAAUCCAGUCGCUAUGACAGCCAAGGACGUAGCCAUGGAGAAGGAGAUGCUGAAGGAGGACGUGGUGUGUGAGCCAGCUGCCAUGCACAGUGAGGACGUCUUGUUCCUGCUUUAUACAUCAGGCAGCACAGGGAAGCCCAAAGGACUCGUCCACACUCAGGCUGGAUACCUGCUGUUUGUUGCACUCACACACAGGUAUGUCUUCAGCUACCAUGACGGAGAUGUGUUCGGCUGUGUGGCAGAUAUUGGGUGGAUAACAGGACACAGUUACAGUGUCUAUGGGCCUCUGGCCAAUGGAGGAACCACCGUCCUGUUUGAGAGCACUCCCCUUUACCCCGACCCAGGAAGGUACUGGGAGAUGGUUCAGAGACUUAAAAUAAACCAGUUUUAUGGGGCCCCCACAGCGAUCCGCCUGCUGCUCAAAUACGGAGACCAGUGGGUGCACAAAUACGACCGCUCCUCCCUCAAAACUCUCGGCUCUGUGGGCGAGCCCAUCAACACUGAAGCGUGGGAGUGGUACCACAGAGUGGUCGGGGAUGGACGCUGCCCUGUGGUGGACACCUGGUGGCAAACAGAGACAGGUGGCAUCUGCAUCACCCCAAGGCCAUCAGACCCAGAUGCAGAGAUUGUCCCGGGAAUGGCGAUGAGACCUUUCUUUGGCAUAAAGCCCGUGCUUAUGGACACCGAGGGAAAAGUGCUGACUUCUAACCCCACAGCAGGAGCUCUGUGUGUAGCGCGGCCUUGGCCUGGUAUGGCCCGAACUAUUCACAAUAACCACCAGAGAUUCAUCGAGACCUACUGUAUGCCGUAUCCUGGUUUUUUUUUUACUGGCGAUGGCGCCUAUCGCUCUAAGGAGGGGUAUUAUCAAAUCACUGGCCGCCUCGAUGAUGUCAUCAAUGUGAGCGGUCACAGGAUUGGGACAGCCGAGAUAGAGGAUGUAGUGAAUCAAUGCUCUGCGGUGGCUGAGUCUGCUGUUAUAGGAUACUCGCAUAACAUCAAAGGACAAGGUGUGUACGCCUUUGUGGUACUAAAAAAGGAUGUGGAUGUUCAAGAGGCGGACCUCUCCCGGCUUCUUAACGACAUGGUAUCCAAAAAGAUUGCAAAGUACGCCUGUCCAGACUUCAUCCAGUUCGUCCAGCGGCUGCCGAAGACGCGCUCGGGUAAGAUAAUGCGCCGGGUGCUGCGGAAAGUGGUGGAGCGAGAUACGAACGGGUUGGGUGACCUAACCACUCUGGAUGAUCCUGCAGCAGUUCAAGAGAUAAUUCAAGGUCACCGUGAGCUCUGUCUAAUACAACAACCAUGACUAAUGC